UACGACAUGACCGGUAAUGGUAUAUCUGCAGCCGGGGCCCGUCUGUCUUUCGUGCUCGCCAUGCGUGGUCCGUGUGUUGCGACGGAUACUGCGUGCUCGUCCAGCCUCGUCGCGACGCACCUCGCAGCGCGCCUGAUAGAAUACGGCGAGUGUGUCAAUGCUCUCUCGAUUGGCAGCAGCAUGAUUCUGAGCGCCCGUGGCGCGUUUUCGAUGUUUUCUAUUGCUGGGAUGCUAUCGACAUGUGGUCGAUGCCUCACGUUUGAUUCUUGCGCAAACGGGUAUCAGCGUGGCGAGGGCUGCGUUGGCAUCGUGAACAGUUCCGUUAGAUCCGACACGGAGAGCAUGCACCUUGGUUCGAGCUGCCUGCACAACGGUCAGAGUGCGACCUUCACAGCGUUGAACGGGUCAUCGCAACAGCACUUAAUACGUUGCGCUGGAGACAUCGACACUCGAUUCAUCGAAGCCCAUGGGACUGGCACAUCUCUGGGCGACCCCGUGGAAAUUGGCUCAUUGGCUGGCGUGUUCGAGUCUUCUGCUGUGUCGAUUACUUCCCUGAAGGGGAAUCUGGGCCACAUGGAAGGCACGGCUGGUGCUGGCGGCUUGCUGAAUCUCAGUACAGUGCUUGAAUUUCAGGUAACCGUCGCCAAUGCCUAA
Molecule: messenger RNA, 654 nt
Organism: Aureococcus anophagefferens
Lineage: Eukaryota; Pelagophyceae; Pelagomonadales; Pelagomonadaceae
Exons: 1
Biological process (GO): fatty acid biosynthetic process
Molecular function (GO): fatty acid synthase activity
Source: RefSeq, a predicted model, not a curated record